Messenger RNA from Penicillium cinerascens, 1650 nucleotides. RefSeq names its product amidase. The coding region runs from base 1 to 1650 and encodes 549 amino acids. Lineage: Eukaryota; Fungi; Ascomycota; Eurotiomycetes; Eurotiales; Aspergillaceae. The record is from RefSeq and is a predicted model, not a curated record. The transcript has 5 exons.
AUGGGUAGCACGCAGCAGUCGUGGGAGCGUAUCGUCGCCCAGAAACGCGCAGCCAGAGACCAGCUGCUCGCCCCGUACUUGGUUGACGAUGAAGAACAACGACAGCCCCGAGUGCAUCGGGUGGACGAGCGCAGUCGGUUGAAGGACCCUGAGAUGCAGAUAAUCACCGACAUUGACGGCAUCGAGGAACUGUCUCGGUCUCUUCGGAAAGGGGAGUUCACGGCCGAGCAGGUCACCAAGGCGUAUAUCAAACGGGCAGUGGUGGCACAUCAGCUGACCAACUGUUUGAGUGAAGUGGUCUUCGAGGAUGCCCUAGAACAGGCCAGGAAGCUAGAUGUCCAUUUCGACGCAGCGAGAGAGCCCAAAGGUCCUCUGCAUGGAGUCCCCAUCACCCUCAAGGACCAAUUCAAUCUCACGGGCGUCGACACUACGCUGGGUUACGUGGGCAGGUCCUUUGCUCCCGCAGAUGAAGACGCGGUCCUCGUCCAACUGCUGAAGAGCAUGGGUGCCAUCGUUAUCGCGAAAACAAACUUGCCUCAGAGUAUCAUGUGGGCAGAAACCGAGAAUCCUCUCUGGGGACUCACGACAAACCCGAGAAAUCCUGAUUUUUCGCCCGGCGGUUCCACUGGAGGUGAGGGGAGUUUGCUAGCACUGCAUGGCUCCCUGCUUGGCUUUGGCACUGAUAUUGGCGGGAGUGUGCGCAUUCCUCAGAGUAUAAUGGGUUUGUAUGGCCUCAAGCCGAGUAGCUCUCGAUACCCUUACCAGGGCGUUCCCGUAUCCACCGAAGGACAGGAACAUGUUCCUUCUUCAAUUGGACCGAUGACUCGUGAUCUGGCGUCUCUUCGCUAUAUCACUCAACUCAUCGCAGAUUCCCGACCUUGGGACUUGGAUCCUCGCUGUGUUCCUCUUCCCUGGAAUGAGCCUGCUUUUCAAGACAUUCAGAGCCGCCCGAUGGUUAUCGGGCUCAUUAUAGAUGACGGCGUGGUUAAAGUCCACCCGCCCAUUGCUCGAGCCUUGCAGGAGCUCUCGGCGGCAUUGAAAGCGCAAGGACACGACAUCGUGACCUGGGACACAUCGGACCACGCUGCGUGUAUGGAGAUCAUGGACCUCUUCUACACUGUCGACGGCGGCGAAGACAUCCGUCGCGACGUCACUGUUGCGGGCGAGCCAUAUAUUCCUCAUGUCGAGGCUUUGGUUAAUCGGGGCAAACCUAUUUCGGUAUGGGAAUACUGGCAGUUCAACAAACGCAAGCUUGCCGCGCAAAAGAAAUAUCUCGAUAAGUGGAAUGCCGUCCGGUCUUCUUCUGGAAAGCCCGUUGAUGUCUUGCUAAGCCCGACUUUGCCGCACACGAGUAUUCCUCAUCGUAUGUUCCGCUGGGUGGGAUAUACAAAGAUCUGGAACUUCCUGGACUAUACGGCCCUGACCUUUCCGGUGGAUCAGGUACGGGCUGGUCGGGAUACGUUGACUGGCCAGCCUUAUACACCGAGAAAUCCGCUAGAUGAGUGGAAUUGGAACCUUUAUGAUGCAGAAAAGAUGGAUGGGUAUCCUGUGAACCUGCAGAUUAUCGGGAAGAAGCUUGAAGAGGAGAAAGUGCUCGGGGCUGCUACCAUCAUUGAGAAGAUUUGGAAGAGCCGUGUCAGAGAUAUUUAG